This is a messenger RNA of Onthophagus taurus, 1380 nucleotides long. Its product is annotated as cytochrome P450 4d2-like. Lineage: Eukaryota; Metazoa; Arthropoda; Insecta; Coleoptera; Scarabaeidae. Gene Ontology annotation, molecular function: heme binding; iron ion binding; oxidoreductase activity, acting on paired donors, with incorporation or reduction of molecular oxygen. The record is from RefSeq and is a predicted model, not a curated record.
UAUGGAUCUGUUGUGAAAAUAUGGCUAAAACCUUUUAAACCAGCACUUUUUAUAGCUGAUAAAAAAUAUUUUGAGCAUAUACUCGGAUCUAAAGAGCAUAUCAAUAAAACAAAAUUAUACGAUAUGUUAAACAUUCUUGGGGGGGAUGGAUUAGCAACAACAAAAGAUGUACAUAAAUGGAAAUGUGACAGAAAACUUCUCAACAAUAUUUUUAAUCAAUCUUCAGUGGCAAAUUAUGUCCCAAAAUUAAAAUAUCACGCUAAGAAACUUAAAAAAUUAUUAGAAUCUUACGAAAAUAAACCUGUUGAUGUCCAUGACAUUGUUUAUUAUACAACUUUGUAUAUAAUCAUAGAGUAUUUAACGGGUGAUAUUAUUUCUGAAAAAGUAGCAUCGAAAUUAAUUACAGCUGAAGGAAAAUCAUUAGAAAUAAUGCUUGAAAGAGCUAAAUCUGUAUAUAAAUCGAAUGAUUUUUUGUUUAGAUUUACAAAAAAUUAUAAACCUUGGUUGAAAAGUACUGAAGCAAUGGACAAUGUUUUUGUUUCAAUUCUUGAAGAGGAAAUUCAAAAACUGCAAUUAAAGAGGGACGAUUAUGGAAAGAAAGACUUUAUAACUGUAUUGAUGGAAAACCAUCAAUCCAUGUAUUCGAUCCUUUCACACCUUAAAACUUUCAUCUUGGCUGGUUUUGAUACAACCGCAACAGCAACUGGAUUCGUUUUAUACGAAAUAUCCCAAAGAGAAGAUAUUCAAAAAAAUAUAUACGAUGAAUAUGUAUCGAUUGUUGGUCUUAAAGACGAAUUUACUUUUGAUGAUAUACAAAAUAUGACCUACACAGAAGCUGUUAUAAAAGAAACUAUGAGGAUAUAUCCCCCGAUUCCGUUCACAGAAAGGAAAUUAAAAACUCCAAUCGAUAUUGACGGAGUAACUAUCCCUGCAGAUAUUGAUUUAGUAUUUUCGAUUCCAUCGCUGCAUAAUAAAAAUUUUUCAAAUCCUGACGAAUUUAAUCCUGAGAGAUUUUUAAAAGAAUAUGACAAUAUAGAUCCUUAUGAAUAUACACCAUUUUCGAUUGGUCCAAGAGAUUGUAUUGGAAGGAGAUUUGCUUUGGUUGAAAUGAAAUAUCUUAUUGUUUAUAUCGUAAGAUAUUUUUCACUACAUCCAGUUGAGCCACAACAUAAUGUAGAUUUAACGGGAGAUUUUGUAUUAAGGAGCAAAAACGGUCUUCCUGUUAUUUUUAAAAAACGCAUUUAAUAUUAUUUUGUUUAUAGUUUUCUUUCUCUUUCAUAUUUUACUUUUCGAAAUAAAUUCUACAACCAAAUCCAAUUAUUUUUUGAGUUGAUUAAGACAAAGCAUAAAAUGUCGUAUUAAGAAAUGAUGAAUUUCAUU